Messenger RNA from Eruca vesicaria subsp. sativa (arugula), 777 nucleotides. The record is from the annotation of a GenBank genome assembly. NCBI's taxonomy places the organism in Eukaryota, Viridiplantae, Streptophyta, Magnoliopsida, Brassicales, Brassicaceae.
AUGGAUUCGAUAUCUUUCGACAACGUGAAAGCAGAGAAAGCCAAUGCGCUGCACCGUUUCCAGAGCAUUGGUUUCCUCUUCCGUAUAGCAGAGAUCUGCCUCGCUCUCCUCUUACUAUGUUGGUUCUUCUCUUCCCUUCCUUUCGCCGCUCGUAUCUCCGGCGAGUUUCUCCGUCGUCUCGCUUGCUUCGUCUCCUCUCCUCUCUUUAUGUUCGUCCUCGGUAACUCCAUCGUCGUCGCUCUUCUCACCACCAAAUCCACCGUCUUCUCCAGCAGCGUCGACGGUGGAGCAGAGGCGGAUCAUAUCUACGACGUGUUCAUCAGAUCCGGUGAGGGUCGCACCCAUUGUUCCGACGUUAGAGAUCUGUCGGAAGAGACCACUGUUUACGACGACAAACAGAUGAUCGACACUGAAACUGAUUCGGUUUCAAAUUCAAUAUUAGUUCCCACGGUGGCGCGUGAAGAUCACGUGACAAUCGAACCGGAGAAGGAGUCGGUUACGGUUACUGAUUUAACUAAGGAUCAUUCUCCUCCGAAGAAGGUCUAUCGAAGAAGCAAAUCGGAAAAACGGAGACCAGUUACUGUGACGGAACCUUCGCUCCGGCGAUCGGAGACGGCGAAGUGUCGUGAAACUGUUAAAUUGUCUGAAGAAGUGCCGUGUCCGGAGGAUAAUCUGACAAACGAAGAGUUUCAGAAAACGAUCGAAGCAUUCAUCGCUAAACAGUUGAUCUUCCGUCGCCGAGAAUCUCUCGCCGUCGUUAUCCAUAACCACAUCUAA